Messenger RNA from Gambusia affinis (western mosquitofish), 700 nucleotides. It is a transcript of the gene ggctb, whose product is annotated as gamma-glutamylcyclotransferase b. The record is from RefSeq and is a predicted model, not a curated record. Gene Ontology annotation, molecular function: gamma-glutamylcyclotransferase activity. The transcript has 5 exons. NCBI's taxonomy places the organism in Eukaryota, Metazoa, Chordata, Actinopteri, Cyprinodontiformes, Poeciliidae. Bases 82 to 624 code for a protein of 180 amino acids.
AUUUCAUUCCAGUCAGUGAGGACUGCGGCCCUCGAGGACUGGAGUUUGAGACCCCUGCUUUAGUCCUCACCUGAUAACAACAUGGAGAAUAACCAAACAUUUCUGUACUUUGCAUAUGGUAGUAACCUUCUAAAGGAGCGUCUCCAGCUCAAGAAUCCCUCUGCAACAGUGUACUGCGUGGCAAAGCUCAAGGAUUAUAAAUUGGUGUUUGGCAACUACAAAGGUCUAGCCAGUGACCGCUGGCAUGGUGGUGUGGCCACCAUAGAGGACAGCCCAGGGGACGAGGUGUGGGGUGUGGUGUGGCGGAUGAGCAUAUCUGAUCUAGAGUCACUAGACAAUCAAGAGAAUGUGAUGUUAGGUGCGUACCGACCAGUGGAAUUAUCAGUGAAGACAAAAGGUCAAGAUAUCAGCUGUCGUACCUACAUAAUGAACAGCUGUGUGUAUGCCCAACCAUCACCACAGUAUCUACAGGUGAUUGUAAUGGGAGCAGAGCAACAUGGCUUGCCAACGGAGUACCAGGAGAAACUUAAAGCCAUUAGGACCAACAUGUAUGACGGUCUCCUACCAAUGAUGGCUGAGCUGGAACAAGCCAGAACAAGACUUAAAGAAACAGCUAACCAAUGAUCUCUUGUUUGGUAAUACAAAAAAAGCUUGUCAUUUAUUAAAAUGAAAAAGUUAGAGUCUAUACUGAAUAUUAUAA